This is a messenger RNA of Conger conger (European conger), 2028 nucleotides long. It is a transcript of the gene csf2rb, whose product is annotated as colony stimulating factor 2 receptor subunit beta. Gene Ontology annotation, cellular component: external side of plasma membrane. Gene Ontology annotation, molecular function: protein binding; cytokine receptor activity. Gene Ontology annotation, biological process: immunoglobulin mediated immune response; cytokine-mediated signaling pathway. NCBI's taxonomy places the organism in Eukaryota, Metazoa, Chordata, Actinopteri, Anguilliformes, Congridae. The coding region runs from base 349 to 2028 and encodes 559 amino acids. The transcript has 11 exons. The record is from RefSeq and is a predicted model, not a curated record.
GUGCUGGAGUCUCUGCACUGCCAGAAUGACCACAAGACCCACAUAAACUGCAGCUGGACGGAGAGCGAGCAGAGGCACGAGCGGCCCCUACUGUCUCUCUACCACUGCGCAGACGGACACAACUCCAAGAGCCGCUGUGCUUCGAGAGAGUCCCCGUGUGUACCGCACAGACUGCCAGUCCCGCUGCCAGACGGGCGCGUCACCGUUCACUGCCGGCGCAACACCUCGCGUUUCGCCAUCGGCACCAAGGACUCCUUCUUCUUCAAGACCGCCGCGCCCUGCCCUCCGGCCCUGACGAAAACACUCACCCCUCUUCAGCACGUGAGACCGGGACCCCCCCGCAACCUGAUGCAGCAAGCCGUGAAGGGAGGGGCCGUCCUUUUGGAGUGGCAGGCCCCCCCGAGCACCCCCCACUCGCGCCCGCACCCCUCCCUCAACUACCAAGUCACCUACAGACCACGGAGCAGCCAGGCCAGGACGGAAGUGGUGGUUUCAGAGCGGGGGUUGAAGAUCGAGGCUGAGUCUCUGGAGCCUGGCUGUGACUACGAGGCCCGGGUGAGGGUCAGAGACGGUACAGGGCCCUGGAGUGAGUGGAGCGCGGCGGUGGCGUGGAAGAGCCAGGACGCUCUCCUGCAGUGUGUGUUUGACAGACAGGAGAUGCUCUGCAGCUGGGAGGUGCAGAGAGAGCUGGCUGAGCUGGUGACCUACAGACUCUCAUACCGCCUGAACCACACCUCUCCUGCUGAGCGGUGCAGUGUGAGCGGCCCUCCGGGGGCCCGGGGCCCCGCAGACUCAGUGCUGAGGUUCAGCUGCUCGUUCUCAGUGUGGGACCCCGAGCAGCCGCUGGAGCUGGAGCUCCUGCCCACGUACAACAGCAAGGAAAUCCGCUCUCACAGAAACAUUCAGCCCUCCCCUCCCGACCCCGGGCAGGUGACGGAGAGGCACAGAGACUGGGUGUUGAAAUGGACCCCUACAGAAAACAAGCGCUGGGCCCUCUCCUACCAGCUGCGAUACUGGAGCACUGAGAAACCGGAGAGUGUGGAGUAUGUCGACUGUGCAGAGGGUGUCCGGUCCUACUUCAUCACGGAGGGCUCCCUGGUCCCCUCCACACAUUAUGCCGCGCAGGUUAGGGCCCUGAUUGUCCCAAAGGAGGGCGAGGACUCUUUCAUGGGACCCCCUUCUGAGUGGUCAGAGAGGAUGGAAUGGACCUCUCACCCAGCUCCCUGGUCCAUCUCCACGUUUGUGUACAUCUGCAUCGCUGUGCUGGUGGCCAUAAUCUUCAUCAUCCUCUGCUUCACCCUGCCAGCCUGUCGCAGGAGAUUAGUCCUGUGGAAGGUGUCCGUUCCAAGUCCCAUUAGAAGCAAAGUGCUGGAAGAAAUUAUGAAGAAAAGCUAUAGCAACAGGCUGUCCCGACAGAAGGACCCGCUGUCCCUACAGAAGGACUCGCUGUCCCAACAGAAGGACCCGCUGUCCCUACAGAAGGAGGCGGAGAAAACCAUCAUCUGCAGGGUGCAGGUCCUGGAAAAAGUUUGUCUGCCCAGCCCAGACGGCGGGGGCGACACACAGGAGCUGGCCAAUGGAAACAGCCCGGGACCCUGCUGGGAAAAGGACCCCAAAUCGGCCACACUGGGCCCUCCGUGCCCCCCUCAGCAAGGCUGUUUCAGCUUCAGCGGCCCCUACAUCCUGUGUCCAAGCGGCUCUCCGUCCGACACGCCCCGCUUCCUGUUCGAGCCGCCCUCCCUCAGCCAGCCGGGCGGGGGGUACGUGGGCGCGCCCCCGCAGCAGGGCGCCCCGGGGCAGGACGGGGCCGCGCAGGAACACGGGCGCGUACGCGACGGGUACGUGGUCUACCCCGGCGUUCUGAUGGGGGACCCCCCGCCGAAGCCGUCCUCGGGGCCCCCGGACUGCGCCCCCCCGGCCUACACCGCCGUUCCGGACCCCUUCCCCGGAGCAAGCGUCCCGGGGGGCCCUGAUGGGCGGGGGAGGGUCACUGACUACGUCAGGCUGUCGGAGCCGUUCUCAAGCUGA